This is a messenger RNA of Anopheles stephensi (Asian malaria mosquito), 1612 nucleotides long. RefSeq names its product putative tRNA pseudouridine synthase Pus10 (gene Pus10). Gene Ontology annotation, biological process: tRNA pseudouridine synthesis. Gene Ontology annotation, molecular function: RNA binding; pseudouridine synthase activity. The transcript has 2 exons. The coding region runs from base 101 to 1594 and encodes 497 amino acids. NCBI's taxonomy places the organism in Eukaryota, Metazoa, Arthropoda, Insecta, Diptera, Culicidae. The record is from RefSeq and is a predicted model, not a curated record.
UGACGUUUCAAUGUUGUUUCGAUUCAGAAUAUAGAAAGUGUGCGCGCGUUCGAAAGCCGGCAAAUUUUAUCUUUUUACGUGCUCACGCAAAAUCACAGCUAUGGCACAGCAACAAGAAAUUUACAAUUAUCUUCGUUCGGUAGACUGUUGUAAAGUGUGCUGUUUACGGUUCCUGAAAGGCGCGAAGGAAGACUUUAUCGAUAUUGAUGCAACGCUGCUGAAGCGUGGUUUGGAACCUAAAAAUGACCAUCAGAAAGCGAAAAAGCUAAAAGAAAACGUUUGCAUCGCUUGUCUGGGGCUGUUCGAUCUGGACCGCAUUGCCACUCUAGCCCGCGAAGUGAAAGAGCACGGCGGCUACCAGCAAUAUCAGUGUGAGGCAGGAUUUCUUACCUCUAUUUCACUGCCGAUUGUGCUUCACCUGCGGCAGCUAGCCCUGUGGCUCGAUGUGUUGGAUCGCUUUCCACAGGCAUUUUCUGCCUCAAACGCACCCGACAUCGCGGUGAAAGAUGCGCUGAAAAUGAUCAUUAUACACCAGCUCGAAACAACGCUCGGCAAACCAUUUUCCGUCGACGGUGUAAUGAUAAACGUUCCGUACAGCUACGCCAACGAGCAGGAAGAGCUGAAUGUACUAGAGUUGGUUAGUCCGGGAGUGUUUGCGAGCCGGAAAACCAACAAACACACCAAAAAGGAGUUUAUCUCAAGGAAUGCGUUUGAGAAACACUUCACACCGGAUGUGAUCAACAAGGAUCGGUUCCGGAAACACUACUCGGUGCCACCGGUUUCCACGGAGGAGGUUGGCUUGGUACGGGGGGAGCUUACGUUUACCGGGCCAACCAUUUUUCUUGCCGGCCGGUACAACAAAUUUUCCCGCGAGCUUAGCCAAACGCCGUGGAUGAUCGACGGAAAGCGGAAGAUGGAGGGUAGUGUGCAGGAAACGAUUGCUGCCAGCAUUGCACCGCACUUUGGCGUUGCCGAGGAACAGUUGAUCUUUUCCUCCAGCGGACGGGAAGACGUCGAUGUGCGCUGUCUCGGCGAAGGGCGACCGUUCGUGCUGGAGAUUAUCGAUGCGAAAACGGACCAGCUGCCGGAGGAAGUUGCGAUCCGGAUGGAGCAACAGGUAGGCACUUCUCAAACGGUUGCCAUAAGAGAUGUGCAGCUGGUGAAGCGGGAAGAUCUGGUGCACAUACGAGGUAGCGAAGAGGACAAGCGUAAGUUUUACCGCGCUCUGUGCGUGACGACGAAUGAGCCCGUGACGGAGGAAAUGAUCCGGAAGCUGCGCAUAGACGAACCGUUCGUGAUGCAGCAGGUAACGCCGUUGAGGGUGCUGCAUCGGAGAACGCUUCUGGCCCGGCCUAGGACGGUGUACAGCGUGCGAGCGUACGCUUGCCGGGACAAUCCGUAUGCGAUGGUGGUUGACAUUGUUUCGCAGGCCGGCACGUACAUCAAGGAGCUGGUGCACAGUGAUUUCGGACGCACGGGGCCAAGCUUUCGCAGCAUCAUUGGGACAGCGAUCGAUAUACAUGCGCUGGAUGUGAUGGCAAUCGAUUUGGAUUGGCCCAAGAAGCUAAGACGACCGGAGGAAGGAGAUCAUUAAACGAAGGUGGACGGAAAA